CAAGGCUGUGUACUCAUCUUGAGGCUUCGACGAGAACAAGAUGCAUUCUAAAGUUGCUUUGGUAGUGUUGGGUUUGGCUGCCGUUGUUGCAGCUGACAGCUUCGAGAGCUUCGAGAGAUAUUCCUACGCUCCACCCAGGCCAAGGGCAAGAUUCUCCUCAGGAUCCGAUGAGUCCUACGAGUCCAGCGAGGCUCGUUACAACUUCAACUGGGCCGUCAACCACGCCCCCUCCCGCAACGACUUCGGACACCAGGAGCAACGCGACGGAGACGACACCCAGGGAUCAUACUACGUCCAGCUCCCCGACGGCCGCCUGCAGAGGGUCGCCUACCGCGUCGAUGGUGACGACGGAUACGUCGCCGAAGUCACUUACCAGGGAGAGGCUCGCUUCCCCGACUCAGACGAGUCCUUCGAGUCCCGCGAGAUCCCCAGGUAUGCCGCUCCAAGGAGGUCCUACUUCGACUCCAACGAAUCCAAGUAGAUCUUGGACAAGGAUCUCGGUGAUGCUCCUGCUGAAGAAAUUCCACGUCGAUGAGAUCCACCUCUGGGUCUUCGAUGUUGUAUUUAUUUAUAAUUUAUGUGUAAAUAAAGUAAAAUUGAUUUAAAAA
Macrobrachium nipponense is the source of this 608-nucleotide messenger RNA. RefSeq names its product pro-resilin-like. NCBI's taxonomy places the organism in Eukaryota, Metazoa, Arthropoda, Malacostraca, Decapoda, Palaemonidae. Bases 41 to 481 code for a protein of 146 amino acids. Gene Ontology annotation, cellular component: extracellular matrix. The transcript has 3 exons. The record is from RefSeq and is a predicted model, not a curated record.